GCCUGGUCAGUCUGUGUGUUUGACAGAGGAAUGAACACACCAUCACAGAAAUCUCCUACUCCACCGUGUUACACUACCCAGGACAGACCUCUCCUACUCCACAGUGUUACUCUACCCAGGACAGACCUCUCCUACUCCACAGUGUUACUCUACCCAGGACAGACAUCUCCUACUCCACAGUGUUACUCUACCCAGGACAGACCUCUACUACUCCACAGUGUUACAAUACACAGGACAGACCUCUACUACUCCACAGUGUUACUCUACCCAGGACAGACCUCUCCUACUCCACAGUGUUACUCUACCCAGGACAGACCUCUCCUACUCCACAGUGUUACUCUACCCAGGAUAGACCUCUCCUACUCCACAGUGUUACUCUACCCAGGACAGGACUCUUCAUUCUGUCCACUGGUGCAGAGCAGCAGAGUCCUCUGGGGUUUGAAUAGAAUAUUGUUGUUGCUGUUGACACGUCUGAGGAUGUGGAAGAGGAGGGGUUUAUAGUGACCAUCACUGUUUCUACCAUAAGACACAGAACUACUGGAUAUUCAACUAAGAGGAAAGAGACAGAUCCAUUAAUGAAACAAUCCCGGGACGUACAAGAACACGUUAUCAAGGGGAACUUCUGUCACCUGUAAUCACUGUUUUGGAGAAGAGAGGAGAUUUGUCGCCAUUUUGACAACACUCAUCAUCUAGUGAAAACCAGGGAAAACACACCGGGCCCAGUUGAACAGAACUGUUUGGGACUUUUGCACGUCGCCAUGGCGUCCACAGGUCUACAGCUACUUGGCCUCCUAUUGGCCGUGAUGGGCUGGGUGGGUGGGGCUCUCGUCUGCGCCGCCCCCUUGUGGCGAGUCUCCGCCUUCGCGGGCGGGGAGAUCGUGAUAGCCCAGGUUCUCUGGGAGGGGCUAUGGAUGACGUGUUUGUCCCAGAGUACGGGACAGAUCCAGUGUAAGACUUACGACUCUACCCUGGCCCUCCCCGUCUCCGCCCAGGUGUCCCGUACCCUCUCCGUGCUCUCCCUCCUCUUCUGCCUCUUCGCCCUCCUGCUAGGCGUGGCUGGGGCUAAGUGCACCAAGUGUCUAGGGGAAGGAGCCUACUCGUCCAAGGCUAGGCUAGCCCGCGUGGCUGGGGCUCUGUUCUUCUUCUCUGGGCUGCUCUACCUGAUACCCAUCUGCUGGACGGCCUACGCCGUGGUCAGGGAUUUUUACGAUCCAAAAGUCGCCGCGCCGCUGAAGAGAGAGUUAGGCCCCGCCUUGUAUCUAGGCUGGGGGGCGGGAAUUCUGCUGCUGGUUGGAGGGGCUCUGCUGAACGCAGGCUCCUCCCCUCCAGGGGUUAGGGCGACGCCUACUUUUGGGGGAGGUGGGAGGAGUAACCCACUGCCUGUGGUGGUAGAGGAGAAGGAGUAUGUCUGAACCGUGUCACACCAGGGUUGUGAUCAUUACUUUGUGAUAAAAUGGACUGAAACAGGGAGGGACUACCUGAACGUGUCCAAUAAGAAAUGUUCAUUUUUGUUGUCCAUUGUAAAACAUUUUGCAACAUUAUGCCCUAAUGAAUACAACCCCGUCACUAAACUCUCAGUGAAGGAGAGACAGGUCAACAUGUAAAUAAGAAAAUGCUUAUGAUUACGUUUCAGAAAAUCUGCAUGAUUAUUCUCCAUUUCAUAUGACCACUUAUAGACAGCUUUGUUAUUUUGUUAUGACAUCAUCUUCUAGUUGUUUUCAUUAUGACAUCAUCUUCUAGUUGUUUUCAUUAUGACAUCAUCUUCUAGUUGUUUUCAUUAUGACAUCAUCUUCUAGUUGUUUUUAUUAUGACAUCAUCUUCUAGUAGUUUUCAUUAUGACAUCAUCUUCUAGUUGUUUUUAUUAUGACAUCAUCUUCUAGUUGUUUUCAUUAUGACAUCGUCUUCUGUUUUUUUUCAUUAUGACAUCAUCUUCUAGUUGUUUUUAUUAUGACAUCAUCUUCUAGUUGUUUUCAUUAUGACAUCGUCUUCUGGUUUUUUUCAUUAUGACAUCAUCUUCUAGUUGUUUUUAUUAUGACAUCAUCUUCUAGUUGUUUUCAUUAUGACAUCGUCUUCUGUUUUUUUUCAUUAUGACAUCAUCUUCUAGUUGUUUUCAUUAUGACAUCGUCUUCUGUUUUUUUUCAUUAUGACAUCAUCCUCUAGUUGUUUUUAUUCUGAUUUGAGUUUUCUGUGUUAACUUCUUCUUGGUGUAAUUUAUACAUGAAAUAAUAAAGUAUUUUACAACA
Molecule: messenger RNA, 2243 nt
Organism: Oncorhynchus kisutch (coho salmon)
Lineage: Eukaryota; Metazoa; Chordata; Actinopteri; Salmoniformes; Salmonidae
Product: claudin-9
Exons: 2
Coding region: 759-1412 (217 amino acids)
Cellular component (GO): membrane; bicellular tight junction
Molecular function (GO): structural molecule activity
Source: RefSeq, a predicted model, not a curated record